UGUCUGAUUGCCCCAGCAGUUGGCUAACGGUAAACACCAGUUCAACCCCUGCCCAGACUUGCUAUAAAAUAUAUUCAACCCAAUCGCAGACGUUUGACGGGGCCGCCAGUUUCUGCAACAGUCAAGGAGGAUACUUGGCCAGGGAAACGUCAGCAAUUGUUCAUGCUGGCUUGAAACCAAAUGUGAUUGCUGAGUCUAUCGCACACCCCAACACCAACUUUUGGAUUGGGUUAACAGACAACAAUACAAAUGGACAGUGGGUUUGGGUCGGAGGACCAACAGUAGGAACUUACAGAAACUUUGGUAAUCGCAACUCUGGAGGCAGCCGCAACAGGAGAGACUGUGGAUAUGUCUCAGUUUGUAAUGACUUCCGGUGGCGAACAACCACCAACUGUAACCAAACCAAUGCUUUCAUUUGUCAGCGAGAUCUUACUGCCCCGCCACUUGCCACAACCACUCCUCGUAAGUCAGAU
Candidula unifasciata is the source of this 473-nucleotide messenger RNA. The record is from the annotation of a GenBank genome assembly. NCBI's taxonomy places the organism in Eukaryota, Metazoa, Mollusca, Gastropoda, Stylommatophora, Geomitridae.